Molecule: messenger RNA, 2452 nt
Organism: Balaenoptera musculus (blue whale)
Lineage: Eukaryota; Metazoa; Chordata; Mammalia; Artiodactyla; Balaenopteridae
Gene: MBOAT2
Product: membrane bound O-acyltransferase domain containing 2
Exons: 13
Coding region: 118-1680 (520 amino acids)
Biological process (GO): lipid modification
Cellular component (GO): membrane
Molecular function (GO): acyltransferase activity
Source: RefSeq, a predicted model, not a curated record
GCGCGCUCCGACCGCGGGCGGCCAGGGGGCAGGCGCGCCGGUCGCUUCCCCGUCUCUCGGCGUCGCCCGGCUCAGUCGCGGGCGAGCGGCGCGGGCGGCCGGAGCGCCAGGCAGGCCAUGGCCACCACCAGCACCACGGGCUCCACCCUGCUGCAGCCCCUCAGCAACGCCGUGCAGCUGCCAUCGACACAGGUCAACUUUGUAGUGUGCCAACUCUUUGCCUUGCUAGCAGCCAUUUGGUUUCGAACUUACCUACAUUCAAGCAAAACUAGCUCUUUUAUAAGACAUGUCGUUGCUACCCUUUUGGGCCUUUAUCUUGCACUUUUUUGCUUUGGAUGGUAUGCCUUACAUUUUCUUGUACAAAGUGGAAUUUCCUACUGUAUCAUGAUCAUAAUAGGAGUGGAGAACAUGCACACAUAUUGUUUUGUGUUUGCUUUGGGUUACCUCACAGUAUGCCAAAUUACUAGAGUCUAUAUCUUUGAUUAUGGACAAUAUUCCGCGGAUUUUUCAGGCCCAAUGAUGAUAAUUACCCAGAAGAUCACUAGUUUGGCUUAUGAAAUUCAUGAUGGGAUGUUUCGAAAGGAUGAAGAACUGACUCCGUCACAGAGAGGCUUAGCGGUAAGACGCAUGCCGAGCCUUCUGGAGUAUUUAAGUUACAACUGCAACUUCAUGGGUAUCCUGGCAGGCCCGCUCUGCUCUUACAAAGACUACAUCACUUUCAUCGAAGGCAGAUCGUACCAUAUGACACAAUCAGGCGAACAUGGGAAAGAAGAGAUACAGUAUGAAAAGACAGAGCCAUCUCCAAAUCUCGCAGUUAUUCAGAAGCUCUUAGUCUGUGGACUUUCCUUGUUAUUUCACUUGACCAUCUCUAAGACAUUACCUGUGGCGUAUAACAUUGAUGAGCAUUUUCAAGCUACAGCUUCAUGGCCCACCAAGGUUAUCUAUCUAUACGUCUCUCUUUUGGCUGCCAGACCCAAAUACUAUUUUGCAUGGACGUUAGCUGAUGCUAUCAAUAAUGCGGCAGGCUUUGGAUUCAGAGGAUAUGACAAAAAUGGAGCAGCUCGUUGGGACUUAAUUUCCAAUCUGAGAAUUCAGCAAAUAGAGAUGUCAACAAGUUUCAAGAUGUUUCUUGAUAAUUGGAAUAUUCAGACAGCUCUUUGGCUCAAAAGGGUGUGUUAUGAGCGCACCUCCUUGAGUCCAACCAUCCAGACGUUCAUCCUCUCUGCCAUUUGGCAUGGGGUGUACCCGGGCUAUUACCUGACUUUCCUCACGGGAGUGGUGAUGACGCUGGCAGCGCGAGCCGUGAGAAAUAACUUUAGACAUCAUUUCAUCGAACCUCCCCAACUUAAAUUAUUGUAUGAUGUCAUAACAUGGAUAGCAACUCAGAUAGCAAUAAGUUACACAGUUGUGCCAUUCGUUCUUCUUUCUAUAAAACCAUCAUUCAUGUUUUACAGCUCCUGGUAUUACAGCCUUCACUCUGCUAGUAUCUUAGUAUUAUUGUUGUUUCCGGUGAAAAAAACUCAAAGAGGAAAGAAUACACAUGAAAACGUUCAGCUGUCACGAUCCAAAAAGUUUGAUGAAAGAGAAAAUUCUUUGGGACAGAAUAGUUUUUCCACAACAAACAAUGUUUGCAAUCAGAAUCAGGAAAUAGCCUCUAGACAUUCAUCAUUAAAGCAAUGAUGGGGAAAGCACUCGGAUGGCUAUUUUUUGUAUGUUAACAGAAACCAAUCUUAGCACCUUUCAAGGGGUUUGUGUCUGUUGGGAAAGAGAUCACGUGGGGGGAAAUCGGACAGUUUUAGGUAGGGAAUGCCCUGUGUACCAGCUUGAAAAUGGAGUGAAAGACCCCUCCCAUGCCAUGUCCCUGUGGGCCAUGCCUUAUCAAAAAUGUUUCCAUUAUUUCAAUGGGCACUCAGGACCUCAGCAUAUGUCCAUAGGGUCAUAAGUGUGCCCUGCUGCUGAAUGUAUGUUGUGUAUCCCAAGGCACUGAAGAGAUGGAAAAAUAAUUGUGUCAAUCUAGAUGAUUGAGAAAAAUUAACUUUUCCAAAUGAAUGUCUUGCCUUAAACUGUCUAUUUCCUAAAAUAUUGUUUCCUAAAUGGUAUUUUCAAGUGUAAUAUUGUGAGAACACUAUUUCAAUAUUUGAUGUUGUAUGCUGCACAGGAAUUCCGGAGGAAUUUGAACAGGCUAUUUAAGACUGUGGAUACUUUAAAAUGCAAUAAACAUCUCAGUAUUUGAAGGGUUUUCUUAAAGUAUCUCAAAUGACUACAGUAUGUUGUGCAACUGUAAAGUGAUGGAUGCCAAUUUCCUGGAGAGUUUAAUUACCCUGUGUCAGACAGAGAGCCCUUCAAGGAAGGAUUUCUUAAACAUAGUUAAAUGUUGGUAAUGUGAUAUUUUAAGCUAUUUUUCUUAAAAAAAAAAAAAAAAAGGGAGAGAGAGAGAAGAUGACAAAGGAAA